Chroicocephalus ridibundus (black-headed gull) is the source of this 2173-nucleotide messenger RNA. RefSeq names its product RAB interacting factor (gene RABIF). Bases 454 to 891 code for a protein of 145 amino acids. Gene Ontology annotation, molecular function: zinc ion binding; guanyl-nucleotide exchange factor activity. Lineage: Eukaryota; Metazoa; Chordata; Aves; Charadriiformes; Laridae. The record is from RefSeq and is a predicted model, not a curated record. Gene Ontology annotation, cellular component: membrane; cytosol. The transcript has 2 exons. Gene Ontology annotation, biological process: small GTPase-mediated signal transduction; post-Golgi vesicle-mediated transport.
GGGAGGCGGCUCCCCCGCGCCCGGCAGCCCCCGGGCUCUGCUCUCUCCGGCCGCUGUAACCCAAGUCAGGCGUCUCCGGGUUCCCCUGCCCGGGAAGUGGCUGCCCCCGACGGCCCAGCCGGCCGCCACACGGCCCGUGGCUGCCAACCCUCCCGGCUCCGCGCGGGGAUCCCCGCACUCGCUGUCACCCCGCAGAGAGGGGGCGGGGAACCCCGCCGGCCCCGCUCGCCUCAGGGGCCCCCGCCGCGCCCCCCCCCGCGGCCCCCUCAGACACCAGAGGCCUGGCAGGAGCUCAGGGGCCACUCGAACCUCGCCGGCUCCCGGCACGGCGGCACACCCUCCCCCCAGCGGGUCCCGGGCCGCCACCGCCAUGCCGCCCCCCCGGCGCCGCCUGACGUCACGGCCCUGGCCCCGCCCCUCGGGCGGCGGCGGCCCCAUCGCGCCUGCGCGGCCAUGGCGGCGGCCUGCGCCGGGAUGGAGCCGGCGGCGCCUCCUCCUCCCUCUCCCCCUCCGGCCGCCGCGCCGGGCUCGGCCGAGCUGGUGUGCGCGCAGGGCCGGAACCUGAAGGCGGUGCUGUGCCAGCGCUGCGGGUCGCGGGUGCUGCUGCCCGGUGCCGCCACCUUCGCCCGCCGUGAGCUCCUCCUGCCCGCCAUGAGGAAGAAGGCGGCGGCGGCGGCGGCGGCGGCGGCGGCGGGCGGCGGCGGGGACGUGGUGCGGGAGCACUGGCUGGUGCGCGACAUGUUCUCCUUCGAGAACGUGGGCUUCACCCGCGACGUGGGCAACGUCAAGUUCCUGGUGUGCGCCGACUGCGAGGCGGGGCCCAUCGGCUGGCACUGCCUCGAUGACAAGGACAGCUUCUACGUGGCGCUGGAGCGUGUGGCCCACGAGUGACACCGGGCUGGGGACGGGGCAAUGGUCCGGGCACCCGCUCGGGGAGCUGGGCUCAGCCACCGGGAGCCCCGCCUGCCCUGCGGCCUGCCCGCAGCGACGGACUGAGCCGGGGACCACGACUGACCGCGGCUCGGCCACCCCACGGCCUUGCUAUGGCAGCCACGGCCCGGCCGCCCCACAGCUCGACUGACCACGGCCUGCAUACCCCAUGGCUUGACUGACCCCAGCCCAGACCCACGGCCUGACCAGCACCAAGAAGUGCGGCACCGGCGGAGCCAGCUCCUCGCCUGAGCCCCCACAGGAGGGACGUCGGUGGGGGGGGGGUCCCCUGUGACCUGCAGGGACAGCUCACCCUGACAGUUCUGCCAAACAGCUUCGUCUGCCACCGCUGCUAGGAGCGGCCCCAGGCCUUCCUGCCUGCUCUCUGCCACUUCUUCCCCGUGCGGCUGCUGUUUUUCAGACGUGCUAAAGUGUCUUUCAGGCUGGUCGGUGCGUGACACAGCCGUGUAAAUGUGGUGCUGGCACAAGGGCAGGACAGGACUGCUGCAUUGAAUCAUCCUGGUGGCUUAAAUUGUCUGAACGACAGCCAAAGCAGUUACAGGGUUUAAGGCUGUAUGCUCUGUUGAUCUUCAGAAUAAAUGUUCCCUGCCCCAAACCCUAACAUUUAGGUUCUCGAAAACCUCAUCCUACUUGACAACUGUAACCUGUAAGAGUAUAUGUCACCUAAAGCGUGUGUAAGGCAUUUUAACUAACACUGUAUGCAGUUUUAUUAGCUAAAAUAAGAUACAGGUAGAGUUUGCAGACAGCAUAGGCUGAUAGAAUGGCAAAGAAAAUGUGCAAGAUCUUAGUAUUUCGAGGGAGCAAGAAUUAAGAGAUUCCAACCUGAAAGGGAUUUGAAUCAUUGGACAGGCAGUGUCCCACGAACACUGGCUCAGUGCUGCAGAAUGUCAAAACAGCCCCGUGUGUAUUAAAUGAGCAGUCGGGAAAGAAUGUCUCUUCUGUAAAUGCAGCUGGUAGGAGCAAUGCUGGGACGUUGGGUCCAGUUUUGGUCUCUGCCUUUUAAAAGGUGGGCACAAAGCUGAUUGAAAAUUGAACAGGCUGCAGCAGCCGUGGUUCUCACUGUAUUUAUCUUUUGGUAAUUGUGGUCCAGUUUGCAUUCUCUGUUUGCAAACCCCUGUAUGAAUAAUACAGCAGCUUUACAAUGAUUGCUGUGGGUCACAGGGGAUGCCUUACUGCAGGAGGUGUGUCGGUAUGCUAUGCUAAUAAACACUUUUGGUACCAA